AUGGGAGAUUUAAAAUGGGGGGUAGAUAAGAGGGUGGGGGGGGAUGUUGAGAGGGGGGGGGGGUGGGGGGGAAGUAAGGAGGGGGAGGGGGGGUAUGGGAGAUAUGUUGUGUUUGGGGGUGGGGGUGUUUGUGGGUGGGGGGUUGGUUGUGUGUUGUGGUUUUUUGGGUUGUUGUUUUGUAUUUGGGUGUGGGGGGUAAUGGGGGGGGGGUUGUUUUGUAGUUUUUGUUGGGGGGUGGUGGUGGUUUGGGUGGGUGGGGUGGUUGGGGUGUGGGGGGGUGGUUGGUUGGGGGGAGUGGGGGGGGGGGGUAUGGGGGGGUUGGUGGUGAUGGUGGGGGGUUGGUGUGUGAGGGGUUGGUGGUGUUGGGGGUUUUGGGGUUGGGGUAGUUUUUGUGUGUUGGUUGGUUGGGGUGUGGUUGUGUUGGAUGUUUGGGGUUUGGUUUGGGGGGGUUUUGUGGUUUGGUGUUGGUGUGGGGGUUGUUGUGGGGUGUGGUGUUGUUGGGGGGGGGGGGGUUGGGGGGGGGGGGUGGAAUGGGUUGGGAGUGGGGUUUGGGUUUUUAGGGAGUUGUUUGGUUGGUUAUUGGUGUUUUUUGUGUUUUGGGUUGUAUGUGUGGUGGGGUGGUGUGGUGUUGGGGGUUUGUAUGGGGGGGGUGGGGUUGGUUGGGGGGUUUUGUUUGGGGGGUGGGUGUUGUGGGUUGUUGUGGGGUGUGGUGGGUUUGUGGGUAGGUGUUUGUGGGGGUUUUGUUUGGGGGGGGGUGGGGGGGGUGUGUAG
This is a messenger RNA of Knipowitschia caucasica, 771 nucleotides long. Lineage: Eukaryota; Metazoa; Chordata; Actinopteri; Gobiiformes; Gobiidae. The record is from the annotation of a GenBank genome assembly.